Microbotryum saponariae is the source of this 1747-nucleotide messenger RNA. Lineage: Eukaryota; Fungi; Basidiomycota; Microbotryomycetes; Microbotryales; Microbotryaceae. The record is from the annotation of a GenBank genome assembly.
AUGGGAUCUUCGCCGACUAGCGCAACAUCGGGGACUUUCUCGAGGACGUUCCCCGACCUCGCACCGGGCAAGAAACCGGGUGUGAAGGAUGUCGCGCAGUUGAUCAAGCAGGGCAGGGCAAAGAAUGUUAUUGUAAUGGUGCGUACAGACCGCUCGUGUCCUUUUGGUCGGGUUGGAGGUGCUGACCCUGAUUCGUGUCCCCGCUCAACAGGCCGGGGCAGGGAUCAGUACCGCCGCGGGGAUGUUCGUCAUCUCCACCCUUUCUGCUUAGGGUCCCUUACGGCACGCCCCUAAACUGACCCCUUCCCCUGUUCCCCACGCUCCCAGACCUGAUUUUCGAUCACCCGAAACGGGCCUCUACGCCAAUUUGGAAAAGUACGAUUUACCCUAGUACGUCCAAGAGAACUUCAUCCAGACAAGAAAAACCUUUCGCUGCACGCCGCCACUGAUCCCCCCUCCGCUUCCAAACCCCCAGUCCCGAAGCCAUUUUCGACAUUGAUUACUUCCUCGAGAAACCUCAAGCCUUCUACACCCUCGCCAAGGAACUCUACCCCGGCAACUUUCGACCCACGAUGACGCAUCAUUUCUUUCGCCUCUUGCAGGACAAGGGUUUGCUCAAGGCCGUAUCUACGCAGAACAUUGAUACGCUUGAAAGGAUUGCCGGAGUCGAGGAUGACAAGUUAAUCGAGGCGCAUGGUACGUGGUUCGUAGUAAAGGGAGGGAAGGGAGGUUUGCUCAUAAGGGUUUGGAUGUGCGCAGGCUCGUUCGAAUCCGCGCAAUGCCUCGCGUGCAAGAAGGAGUAUUCGAAGGAAGCGAUCAAGCCCCAGAUCGAAAAAGGUGAGGUCGUGUAUUGCUCGUUGAAGAGCUGUAAGGGUGAUAAGAAGGCUUUGGUGAGUUUGGAGUCUUGUGCAUGUCGGGUUCGGUUUGAAAGAGGGGGUUGAGCUGAUUCGGAGUACGGUUUUUCGAUCGAGUUGUAGGUCAAGCCCAACAUUGUCUUUUUCGGCGAAGGGUUACCAAAACGAUUCUUUGAUCGGAUCAACGUGAGUUAUAAGAUCCAAACCGCACCACCCUAAAUCCCACGUUGAGUCGGCUGGCGCUGACCAGCUGCUGCCGUCCGACCCCACCUCCUUCAGGAUUUCACCAGCUGUGACCUCCUCAUCGUGCUCGGCACGUCCCUCUCCGUUCAACCCUUCGCAUCCCUCAUGAACCGCGUUCCGUCCCAAACUCCCCGACUGCUCAUCAACCUAGAAUCCGUGGGUGAGCUGAGCCCACAUUCGAGUCGGUUCUUGGGCAGUCGACCGGACGGGUUCGAUUUUGAGGAUGUGUUGGGCAGGAAAGGGGGGUGAAGGAUGUUAGGUGGUUGGGGGAGAGUGAUGAGGGGGUGUUGGAGUUGGUCAAGGAGUUGGGGUGGGAGAGGGAGUUGGAGGAGUUGAGAGAGACGUGGGAGAUGGGGGAGAAAGGGAAAGGGACGGAGAAGGAGGAUGGGGACGUGGAGACAACGGUGGAGGAGGUUAGAGAGGCGCCGAUGGAACGCGGGCGGGGGGGUUCUAAGGAGGAUAUCGAGCAGUUGACGGAGAGGUUGGAGAAAGUGGAGGUUGAUGGCACAAAGGAAGAGGGCGCGAAGGAGGAGGGACUCAAUGAUCUUACGACCGUGGAGCGGGAAACGACUGCGGAACGACCCGAAGGAGCGAAUCAAGACGGAAGCGGAGAAGCGACUGCUCCUGGGCCGGGGAAGGCGAUCCUAUAG